UUUAAUUUUUUCACUUUUAAAAUGACUUCUCAUUUCUCAAAUAUCUUUUAGCUUUAUUCUUGCAUUAUCAGAAAUCAGAACCAACCACCAUUGGAGUUUUGAGUGAUGAGGUCCUUACUCUUUAGUACAGUGACAAUUCCAACCCCUUCAAAAUUACCAAACUGCCAUCACUCUCACUAUGCUGCUCCUCACUCUCUCAAAUUCCCAUUUCUCACUUCUCUUCUUCCUUCUAAAUACCCAUUUCUUCUUAAAGAAAGCUAUAAAAGUGUAAAAAUCAAAGCUUUAAUGGAAUCAAGAAUGGACCCAAGUACAAAACCUUUUUCUGUUCUCUUUGUGUGUCUUGGAAAUAUAUGCAGAAGUCCAGCUGCUGAAGGUGUUUUUACAGAUUUGGUUAAGAAAAGGGGGCUUGAUUCAAAGUUUAAGAUUGAUUCUGCUGGUACUAUUAAUUAUCAUGAGGGAAAUGAAGCUGAUCCAAGAAUGAGGGCUGCUGCUAAAAGGCGUGGAAUUGCGAUAACGUCUAUAUCUAGGCCAAUUAGGCCUUCUGAUUUCAAAGAUUUUGAUCUCAUUCUUGCUAUGGAUGAGCAAAACAAAUCUGAUAUACUUGGGGCUCUGGAGAGGUGGAUCCAUAGAGAGCCAUUGCCAGCUGAUGCAGCUGAAAAGGUCCGCUUGAUGUGUUCCUAUUGUAAGAAGCAUGAAGAAACUGAAGUUCCAGACCCUUACUAUGGUGGAGCUCAAGGUUUUGAGAAGGUACUAGAUAUGCUUGAAGAUGCUUGUGAUUCACUGUUGGAAAGCAUUGUGACAGAGAACAAAAUUUAGGUUCAUAGAUUUACUUUUAUCACCAGUAUUCUUACUGCCAAUUAGGCAAUUG
Messenger RNA from Solanum verrucosum, 868 nucleotides. RefSeq lists its product as uncharacterized. The transcript is spliced from 5 exons. Gene Ontology annotation, molecular function: protein tyrosine phosphatase activity. Bases 106 to 816 code for a protein of 236 amino acids. Lineage: Eukaryota; Viridiplantae; Streptophyta; Magnoliopsida; Solanales; Solanaceae. The record is from RefSeq and is a predicted model, not a curated record. Gene Ontology annotation, biological process: protein dephosphorylation.